Lineus longissimus is the source of this 6000-nucleotide messenger RNA. RefSeq names its product recombining binding protein suppressor of hairless-like. The coding region runs from base 161 to 2215 and encodes 684 amino acids. Gene Ontology annotation, biological process: regulation of transcription by RNA polymerase II. The transcript has 13 exons. Gene Ontology annotation, cellular component: nucleus. Gene Ontology annotation, molecular function: RNA polymerase II cis-regulatory region sequence-specific DNA binding; DNA-binding transcription activator activity, RNA polymerase II-specific. NCBI's taxonomy places the organism in Eukaryota, Metazoa, Nemertea, Pilidiophora, Heteronemertea, Lineidae. The record is from RefSeq and is a predicted model, not a curated record.
ACACAGGGUUUAGCAGUGCGGUGGAGUCAUACCAUGAGCCCUUUCUGAACAAGUUUAGAAAUAUUCCCAGCCGGAACUAAUGUGGACCAGUUGUGCUUGAUCCGCUUCAGGAUUUCUCAGUUAUUUUCUCCAAGUUUCGUAUGCAAUCACGGACUAAAACAUGAAUGAACAGCAACUUUAUGUAUCUCAGGGCCAGUAUGGGUACACCAUCGGAGUGAACCAACAGCGUGAUACUCGCCUACUCUACCCUAACCAUGCCAUGCCAUGCAGCCUACAGGCUGCAGACUCAAACGGCUUACUACCAGACUCCUCAAAGACAAUGCACAACAGUAACAUGUCCGACCAACUAAUCAGUCACAAUCAUGCGCACGCUAACGGCCGAAUGGCCUUACAAUAUGACAAUCCUAUAGACUUGUCCAAUCGACUUGAGGGUGCUACGCAACAUGUGCAGAGCAGGGAUUUAAACGGUUAUGGGAAGAUCCCGCGCUACGAACAUCAUGUUGACACGACGUCGUACCGGCAUGCGCACAGCCACAACCAAUCUGGUCAGAACAAAGUCACGUCUUCGAUGAGUAUGGUCGGAAUGCCUGACCAGUCGCAUGAAUCAGGAAACGCACACAGUCACAUGAUCCCAGGGUCCCUGACACCACCGGACAAGGUGAAUGGCGACAUGGUCACUCUAGCAACAACGAGUCCCCUCAGCAUCAGCACUAUGGCUACCUCAAUUCAGACACCACCGAGUCCUAUGCCCACACCGUCACCGCCUCUUAGUCAUCUUCGCAGUGAGCAUGAUACUCGCCAUCAUAAUGGCCAAUUCCAAGACCAGAGAUUAACCAGAGAAGGGAUGCGCAAAUACCUUAGAGAUCGAGGUGACCAGGUCCUGGUCAUUCUCCAUGCCAAAGUCGCACAGAAAUCAUACGGCAAUGAGAAAAGGUUCUUCUGCCCUCCACCAUGCAUUUACUUGUUCGGAAAUGGUUGGAAGCGAAAAAAGGACCAAAUGGAGCGUGAUGGUGCCGCCGAGCAGGAGUCGCAAGUUUGUGCUUUCAUGGGAAUCGGAAAUUCAGAUCAGGAAAUGGUCCAGCUGAACUUGGAUGGGAAAAAUUAUUGUGCUGCCAAGACGUUGUACAUAUCAGAUUCGGACAAGAGAAAGCAUUUCAUGUUGUCGGUGAAGAUGUUUUAUGGAAAUGGCCAGGAUAUCGGUGUGUUCAACAGUAAACGAAUCAAGGUGAUUUCUAAGCCUUCCAAGAAGAAACAGUCACUCAAGAAUGCUGAUUUAUGCAUAGCGUCUGGUACAAAGGUCGCACUUUUCAACCGCCUUCGAUCACAAACGGUGUCAACUAGGUACUUACAUGUAGAGGGAGGCAACUUCCAUGCCAGUUCUACACAAUGGGGUGCUUUUACUAUUCAUUUAUUGGACGACAAUGAGAGUGAGUCGGAGGAGUUCACAGUCCGUGAUGGUUACAUCCACUAUGGUUCGACAGUCAAGUUGGUUUGUUCAGUCACAGGGAUGGCGCUACCGAGGCUGAUCAUUCGAAAAGUGGACAAACAGACCGCAUUACUGGAUGCGGACGACCCCGUCUCUCAGCUUCACAAAUGUGCCUUUUUCAUGAAGGACACAGAGAGAAUGUACCUCUGUCUAUCUCAGGAAAGAAUUAUACAGUUCCAGGCUACACCUUGUCCAAAGGAGCCAAACAAGGAAAUGAUCAACGAUGGUGCCUCAUGGACUAUAAUUAGCACAGACAAAGCUGAGUACACAUUCUUUGAAGGGAUGGGUUCUGUCAAGUCACCUGUGACUCCAGUACCUGUUGUCAACAGCUUACAUUUGAAUGGAGGUGGUGAUGUUGCUAUGUUAGAAUUGAGUGGGGAAAAUUUCACACCAAAUUUACGAGUAUGGUUCGGUGACGUUGAGGCAGAGACUAUGUACAGAUGUGAAGAAAGCAUGCUGUGUGUAGUGCCUGAUAUAUCUGCAUUCAGAGCAGGCUGGAGAUGGGUACGCCAGCCUCUGCAGGUUCCCGUAUCCCUGGUUCGAAACGAUGGAGUCAUCUAUGCUACUGGACUGACAUUCACGUACACACCAGAGCCAGGACCUCGGCCACACUGCCGAGAUGCUGAUCAGAUUAUGCGGCCAGGUGGAACGGUUCAAGCGUUACAAAGUCCGGAUUCGUCAACGACACAUUUUGUGCCGGUCCCAGUUGGAAAUCCGAAUCAGAUGUGAUGUGAUCCUAAAAACUUAUCCUUCCAAUCGUGUAGCAUUUUGACUGACUUAUACAAAUUGUGAACUUUUAACUCCAUUCUUUGAUAAGUUUUGAUAUUUUCAUGCCCUUCAUGGAGUGAAAUGGAGAGGACAUUAUAAAAUGGAGAUUAUAAAACUGAGAUUGAGUGAAGUCUACCCUAAGGACUUGGUAUAAUGAAAUAAACACCCGACAUGUUCUUACCGAAAUGAAGAAUGUCCAAUUGUCUCAAACUGGGAAGACUCAGCCCAGAAGAUUUUAUAAUUACACGCGAAACAAAUUCGUAUGUUUUGUUUUUAUAUGCCUAUCCUUAGGGUUCGGAUGUGUUGCACUGCCAAGUUAUAAGUGGCACUUGAGAACACUGCAUUUUGUGUUUGGCCAUCCAGGUACCUUUAAUGACUGGAAGAGGGGAUUGAAAGACUUUUGAUAGAUAUGGACUUUGACUUCAGUGAAUGCAUCUUAGAAUUCCAUGUAUAAAGUUUGAGCGUCUUCAGACCUCUUCAAAUGAUUAACUAGGAGCUAGUACGAGUACCAGUUAUCAGUGGUAUUCUGAGAAAAUGUGUGCUACCUGAUUUGAAUUCCUAGUUCAUGCUUUAAACCAAAGCAAUAAUCCAUUGUUCCAAUAGUUUGUGGAAACAGGAAGGGACUAAAUUAUACCAAAAAUGACAAUGCUAACAGCAAUGAGUUCAUAUGAAGUUAUUGUUUAGUUACAUUUUGUGUGUAAUUCCUAACAAGGAGCCUAAGGGUUUUGCUUCUUUUUGACAGUCCAUUGUGCUGACUUAAUAUUUUCUUCUUUUGAGUGUAAAAACCCUUUUAUAAUAGGGAUUGACUGUAGACACAAAGAGAUUAAACAACCAGACGAAAGCGCAUUGUGACUUAAAGAACUUUACGAUCAAAGAAGUUAUCCAAGAUCAUCGUACUUAUUUAAUAAUGUACUUAUUUAAUAAUGUACUUAUAUGACAUGGCAUUCAAACUGAUUUGCAACCAAUUUUGUGUAAAACUUGGUUCGAUGCUGGACAUUUUGUUGGAGAUACCACGAAAGUGUAGCCAGAAGUGACAGCAUUUGGGUUGAUCAUGGAAGUUUAUACCUAAUGAAGACAUUAUAUAUACAGACUACAGUGUAUAUGAAGUAAUUAUAAAAUUCAGAAAAAUGUUGUUUGGCGUUUUUGUACGUUCCGCUUCAGGGAAUUUACAUCUGGGCAUUGAAAAUUGAGAUUAGUUAAUAAUGUACUCAAAAGAUAGCAUGAGCUCUUUGAAAGAGAAUUGUGGAUAUAGCUUGGUUUGAAGAAAAAGAUUCAUCACCCAAGUUUUAUUGGCCUUACUGGUCAUAUUGUGUAGCUUACUGAAUUUGUAUCUGCAUGCAGUUCCAGGAAAUAUGGGUGAAAUGAAGUGUGUGUGGGGGAGGGAGGCAUUGUAUUGGUAAAUAAUGGAACCCGAGUUUCUGUUACUUUAUACGAUAUUAAAUGAGGAACUUAUAGCUUUGUGAACAUUUCACAGCAUUACAGUACGCUAAGAUUGCAAACUAGUUUGAUAUUUCUGAGCAAAUACAAACAUUAGUAGCACCCAGAAACUAUUGUGUACGCUUUAUCGACAAGUCCCUCUUUUCGGAGGUGAAUAGGAAAGGAGUAUUUGAGUUAACAGAAAAUUCCGUUUUUGUAUUAUUAAAGAAAAGUUGUGGAAAUAAUUGUAGUGUAUAGACUACAUUGAUUUGAUAAACAUUGUCGCAUUUUCCAUGUUGAUAAUUACUAAGAGUUGAUUUCACCUGAAGCUUGCAAGUACUUCCUGUGCACUUCAUGGGGUUGUGUACAUAACACAUGGUAUUACUUGCAAAUUUGGUAUGAAAUGGACUGUGAUUGUGCUCUUGUAUAUAUGCCAAAAAAUAGCACUAUAGUCUAGAGAGAAAUUGUAGUCAAUUCCAUCAUAAUAUGAUCCAGAAUAAUAUUGCAUUUUUAAUACACCGUGGAGUGUGCAUUUUACACUCUAAUGUACAUUUUACACUGUGGAAUGACACAUUUUACACUGGAAUGUACACAUUUUACACUGUGGAUUGUACACUACAGUGGAAUGCAUAUUUUGCACUGGAAUGUACACAGUUGAAUGUACAUUUUCAUUGUAGAAUGCAUUUCAGCUCUUGUCAUCUUCUGCUGGAAUUGACUCAACUGUAUUAUAAACCAUUGUUGUAUAACUUGUAAUACAAAGUGAACCCCCUUAUUUCUUGUGUCUCCCGUAGAAAGUAUUAUCAAACUCCAAAGUUCUCCAGUGUGGUAUUGCCAAAUCCGUUUUCUUCCAUGUGGAAAUGUGUUGAAUAGAAAGGACAGUGCAAUGAAGAAGGGAUGCACGUUUCUGUAUCAACUAUUUUGCUUUGCAACAACCUCUCCUGUACAUGUAAGUUUCUAAUGGUAAGUGCUGGUUUUUGGUCUGCCAAUUCGAUAGGCUACCAGGAAAUUACGCCCGGUCGCCGACUGUUACUAGGGUAUUACAUUAUUGUGACUUUGACAUGACACAAGGUUUGUCACAGGUUUUGAUGUACCGUAGUGAAAAUAUGUGCCCCCUAUUAGAAUGCCAAAACACUAUUGGUGGUGCCCAUUAGGAACGUUAUGAAGUUUCCUUGGAAUGCAUUUCUUCAGUUGAGUGGCAUGUUAACCUUCUGCCUGUUUCCCUUUCAUUAUUCUCGUUCUCUUUCUACAUUUUUAAAAAUGUUUAUUAGGGGAAUACCAAUUCUAUGAUGAUACCAAGCUUUUCUUGCAUUCCUUGUAGAUACUGCCUGUGUGCUAUUCAAACCCGUAUGUAUAAGUGUACAUGAUAGUGUAUAUUUUAUCUCGACGUAUGCCAACCUGUCUUUAUACCAGUAGGCAUUAUGUAUGAUGCACACAAACAUUAACUCUUUAUUCCAAAUCUGAUUUUCCAAAAAGGUGUGAAAACACAGGUUUAGAUCUGGCCCAUUUUAGGUCGCUUUCGUUUUGAAAUUGAAUCUUAUGGUUAACUAAUUCAGGGCAGCAGUUAUAUAACCCACACAAUAGAACCAAAAUGUGAACCAGCAUCCAAUCACCACAGUACAGUCUCAGGCGUAGGUGAGGGGGCUUCUGGAAAAAUCUUUGAAUUCGACUAUGAAAAGGCCAAAAUAAAUCUUUAGAACUGACUGUGGCAAUCCCCAAAAAAUCGAAAACGAAUUUUUCACCUUUGCACCACACCGCCUCACCUACAGAAAUCAUAACACCUAUGAAAUCCAAUGCACUGAUGCGGCAAAUCUCUAUGGCAGUCUUGAAGCUAUUCAAAGAUGGCACCACUAUCGAUUACAAUGCAAAAAUUUGGCCAGCAAUUGAUAGUAUGCUGAGUGUGCCACUCGCACCAAAAAGGCUUUAUUUUGUGGAAAUUCAUAUUUGAUUUGAAGGGUUAUUGAACAAUAGCAAUACUCAUUAUGUCGGAGUAUACUAGUACAUACUUUCUAUAAACCUAUCGAACUGACCAAGACCUGUUCAUAUGGACUAUUGCUUCUGUUGAUAUUAAGAUCUGACAAGGUGAGAUAAAGGAAACUGAAAUUGUUGAAAAGUCAGAGAUUUUUUGAACUGACCUAAGGUGGAAUUCUGAUAACCUUUUUUAUGGACUGGUCUUGGUAUGUUUCCCUUCUCUCUUACAAGUCAACACUCUCGUGUACGUUUAUGAUGAAAAAUUAUCUUAGUCAGUGUGAUCACCUGAUUUGUACUAUUGUAUGUUCCCACCAAUUUUAAUUUUUUUACAAAAAUAAAAACCAUUUGUAUGUAAAAGCCAA